AUGUCACAAUUCCGCACUAUCAAGAGAGUCUUGGUAGCCAACAGAGGUGAGAUUGCUUGUCGCAUAAUACGUUGUUGCAAGGAGAAUGGACUCCGAAGCAUUGCAAUAUACUCCGCCGAGGAUGCUGAAUCUUUACACGUACUCUCAGCUGACGAGGCUAUGCUAUUGCCAGGGGUCGGAGCACAGGCAUAUAUAGAUAUCGACCACGUUGUGUCUGUCGCCAUAAACCUGAAAGCCGAUGUUGUCGUUCCAGGUUAUGGCUUUCUCUCUGAGUCUCCACAAUUUGCAGCUGCUUUGGAGAAGAAGGGUAUAGUGUUUGCAGGACCAACCGGAAAAUCGAUCGACACGUUUGGCUUGAAGCACUCGGCAAGAAGUUUGGCCGAAAGCAACGAUGUGCCAGUCGUUCCCGGUUCUGGACUCAUCACGGACAUAGCUGAAGCCCAACUGAUUGCCAACAGAAUCGGAUACCCUGUCAUGCUCAAGUCCACUGCUGGAGGAGGUGGUAUGGGCUUGAAAGUUUGCUACAGGGAGGACGAAUUGAGCGACGCAUUCAAGGAGGUCGUCUCAAGAGGCGAAACGUUGUUCAAUAACUCUGGAGCCUUCCUUGAAAAGUACGUAGAAUGCGGUCGGCACAUCGAGGUUCAAGUCUUCGGCAACGGUCAGGGCUAUGUGCGUGCCUUUGGCGAACGUGAAUGCUCUAUUCAAAGAAGACAUCAAAAGGUCAUCGAGGAAGCGCCUAGCCCUUUUGUGGAAAAUGGCCGGACGCUGUUGAGGAAACAACUAGUAACCUGUGCCGCUCAUCUCGCCGCUUCUGUCAAGUAUAAAUCGGCAGGUACGGUAGAAUUUCUUGUCGACGAUGAGACUGGCAGCUUCUAUUUCUUGGAGAUGAACACUCGACUUCAGGUGGAACAUGGCAUAACCGAAUUGGUCUACGGUGUUGACUUGGUAAAGUUGAUGUUACUCCAAGCUGAUUAUGAAGCUAGCGGUGAGCCAGGCAUGCCCAAAAGUCUCCUUGAGAAGGAAGGAAAAUGUGAAAUUGACAGUGACGGUGUUGCUAUCCCCCGAGGACAUGCAAUCGAAUGCAGAGUGUAUGCUGAAAAUCCCGUCAAGAACUUUCAGCCAGCGCCGGGUGUCUUGCAUUUUGUUGAAUUUCCAGAUGAGCUCGAGAAGGAGUCCAAGUUGCGUAUUGAUCAUUGGAUAUCAACCGGGAAGUAA
Meyerozyma guilliermondii ATCC 6260 is the source of this 1215-nucleotide messenger RNA. RefSeq lists its product as uncharacterized. Bases 1 to 1215 code for a protein of 404 amino acids. The transcript has a single exon. NCBI's taxonomy places the organism in Eukaryota, Fungi, Ascomycota, Pichiomycetes, Serinales, Debaryomycetaceae. The record is from RefSeq and is a predicted model, not a curated record. Gene Ontology annotation, molecular function: metal ion binding; ATP binding.